AUGUUAAUACCUGAUAAGGAAAGCUUGUUUUUUCUGAUGUGUUUAUUUUUACUUACUCAAGCAAAAUCAAAAUUAUGUCACAGAAAAGACGAUUUUAAACUGAUUGAGACGGAGCUAGGAACGAAUCCAAGCGCGACAAUAUGUGUUCACACGACUAACCACAGCCAUCACCAGCCUAUAGUGAGCUACGACAACACCAACUACACAGAAUACACCAACUCUAGCGGGUUCCACUUCACCAUCGACAACAACACAUCCUCACACCAUCUGUACCACCUGCACUUUAAGAACAUCUCAGUGCUGGACUACAGGCUACAUCACGUGAUCAUCUACAACCUGGGCCAGGAGCCGGUGGUGGUGGACGUCUUCAUACAGCCGACAGAUUAUGAUGGCGACUGGUCGAUGUUCCUGGCUGUCUAUCUGACCACUGGAUUUUUCCUGAUGGCAGUACUCACACUGGCAUGUACCCUCCACGAGAAAGGUUAG
This is a messenger RNA of Physella acuta, 486 nucleotides long. RefSeq lists its product as uncharacterized. Lineage: Eukaryota; Metazoa; Mollusca; Gastropoda; Physidae. The record is from RefSeq and is a predicted model, not a curated record.